This is a messenger RNA of Caenorhabditis remanei, 1809 nucleotides long. RefSeq lists its product as uncharacterized. The record is from RefSeq and is a predicted model, not a curated record. The coding region runs from base 1 to 1809 and encodes 602 amino acids. Gene Ontology annotation, cellular component: membrane. Gene Ontology annotation, molecular function: acetyl-CoA transmembrane transporter activity. The transcript has 9 exons. NCBI's taxonomy places the organism in Eukaryota, Metazoa, Nematoda, Chromadorea, Rhabditida, Rhabditidae.
AUGAAUUCCACUUUCAUCGAUAUUGAUUCUGAAACUGAGAUAGCUGCAAUGACAGAACGAGUCCGUUCCCGACAUAAAACUCGAGUCCCUCACACUUCUGAAGAUGUCAUGGCUUUCGAGCCGGACGUCGAUUUCUCGACGGCUGGUGGCCACUUUCCACGUGUCUAUUUACCGCAAGAGGAGAGGAAAUAUAGCGACGGAGAGGAGGAAUAUGAUGAUGACGAUGACUAUCAACAUCUAUUACCGGAUCCUAACGUGGACCCGAACUCGAAUUGGCUGAAACGUACACAUGACACAUUGAAAGGAGACAUCUCAUCCAUAUUAUUACUAUUAUUUCUCUAUUUACUUCAAGGAGUUCCUCUCGGUCUUAUCGGAGCGAUUCCUCUGUUAUUAUCCAGUAAACAUGUAUCAUAUGGAUCACAGGCCAUUUUCUCGUUUGCUUAUUGGCCGUUUAGUCUGAAACUUCUCUGGGCUCCAAUCGUCGAUUCAGUAUGGUCAAAACGUUUAGGACGAAGGAAAUCAUGGAUGGUCCCUUGUCAAUAUCUCAUUGGACUUUUCAUGUUAUUUCUCUCGUUUAAAGUGAAUGAUAUAAUGGGAGGAAACGAUGGAUCACCCAAUGUUAUCUUCCUUAUGCUCAUCUUUUUACCAUUGAAUUUCUUGGCAGCCACACAGGAUAUUGCUGUCGAUGGAUGGGCGUUGACUAUGUUGUCGAAGAAAAACGUCGGAUACGCCUCGACAUGUAACGCAGUCGGUCAGACAGCCGGUUACUUCCUCGGAAAUAUUGUCUUCUUGGCUCUCGAAUCAUCGACAUUCUGUAAUGAUUUCUUGAGAUCCAAAGAGAAUCAUUCAGACACUGGAAUCGUUGAUUUGGCAGGAUACGUAUUCUUCUGGGGAUGGGUAUUCAUCAUCACAACCACUCUCGUCCUCAUUUUGAAACGAGAAGUCGACAAAUCUGUGCCAUCAACUCAGAAUGUGCCACCAGGAGAGGAGGAAGAGGAGAUGGAGCUCGGCGUCGCAGAGUCCUAUACAGUACUCUACAAAAUUAUGAAACUGAAGCCUGUCCUCUGGAUGUGUGCGAUCCUAUUGACUGGAAAACUGGCGUUCGCCGCGUCGGAUGGAAUGACAAGUCUGAAAUUGAUCGAUAUGGGGAUCCCCAAGGAUCGUCUUGCUUCUAUCGGAGUCUUUCUGACACCUAUGCAGAUUCUUUUGCCGUGGAUGAUUGGAAAAUGGACUGCCGGGCCACGCCCACUGAACAUCUUUCUGUUGGCAUUCCCUUAUAGAAUAUUCAUUGGAGGAGUGUUCGCUGCACUUGUCUGGUGGACGCCUCACUUCAGACUGGCCGAUGGAAAAUUCGAGUAUUCUGUGUACUUUGUCUGGAUUACUGGAUACAUUUUCCAUCAGCUCGCCACGUACUCAAUGUUCGUCUCAAUGAUGGCAUUCAUCGCCCAAAUCUCGGAUCCACGAAUCGGUGGAACCUAUAUGACAAUGCUGAAUACACUCAACAAUUUGGGCGGAAACUGGCCGGUUACUGUAGUUUUAUCGGUGACCGAUUGGUUCACUUAUAAGGAUUGUGUCGUCAAAGGGACCAAAGAUGUUCUCUACUCUUGUAAUACAAAAGUAUUGGCUGAUCAAUGUUCGAAUGGUGGUGAUGUUUGUGAAGUGGCAAUUGAUGGAUACUUCAUUUCUGUCGCUGUUUGUUCAUUCAUUGGAAUUGUUUGGUACAAAGUAUUCUACAACAAGAUCAAAUAUCUCCAAAAGAUUCCACGCAGUCAGUGGAGAGUGUUCCCAUCAAGAUCGACACCAAAUUAG